Fusarium redolens is the source of this 1188-nucleotide messenger RNA. RefSeq lists its product as uncharacterized. Lineage: Eukaryota; Fungi; Ascomycota; Sordariomycetes; Hypocreales; Nectriaceae. Gene Ontology annotation, biological process: DNA-templated transcription. The transcript is spliced from 9 exons. The record is from RefSeq and is a predicted model, not a curated record. The coding region runs from base 1 to 1188 and encodes 395 amino acids. Gene Ontology annotation, cellular component: nucleus. Gene Ontology annotation, molecular function: zinc ion binding; DNA binding.
AUGCUGGAGCUACAACUGUCCAGCCAGUCACGAGUUGAGUAUGUGGAUGUCAUCAACAGAACCGACACCACAGCUAGGUCACCGGUCAAUGCAACAGAUUGGAAUAUGUAUUUUGAUAUGCCACAAGCGGGCUGGAAUGAACCAUUAGAAAGUGCAUCAGAGACGUUACAGCAGACACUCAUACAAUCCGGAGAAGCUACAAAUGAGACUUUAGAUUCGGCAGGACUGUCUCACCUGAUGAGACUAGAUCUACGCUAUUACCUUUCAUGGACGAAUUUUGGCGAUGUCCCAUUGGCCCAGAAGUGUCUCCGAUGGGCUAUGAGAGCACUCGCCGCGUCCAUGUCAUCCCAGUUCCGUUCUCGAAAUGAGGAGCUCUAUCACAGGGCGAAACACUUUGCACUCAGUGCAUUUGUCGCGUUUACAUUGCUCCGAUUCAAAGUAUCUAGCUUCAGACAUUCCCUCUUAGGUUCGGAAACAUCUCAAUCAGCCCCAUCGGGAUUCGCAUCCGUGGAGGAGAGAAGGAGGACCUUCUGGGUGGCUUUCUGCUUGGAUCGCUUCCUGGGCGGAUAUGAGGAAUCUCCAAUGACAAUCUAUGAUGAAACUAUAUCCGUUCGUCUUCCUUGCCCGGAGUGGAACUUCCAGACCUCUAGCGAAGUUAAUAUGGGCUUUGCACGCGAUGUGCUCAGCGGAACGAGUCCGGCUCCAUCAUCACUUUUCGCCAAGCUAGUCAUUGGAAUGGCAAUAUUCGGACAAUGUGAGAGCCUGGCUUUCUGGGCGCGGCAUGAGUGGCUCGCUGCAGCCAUAGCCAAGCAGGUUGCACUCGUAUCGCCUGAUCCAGCAAGCGUAGGCGAUGAGCCAAUUCAGCACAUGACAUCAAUGCACGUUGCCAAUGAUUAUGCCAAGACAGCGUACAAAGCCGCGAUUAGCCUGGCAGACUUAUCAAAGUCCAUGACUGGCUCAACUUUCUUCAAGGCCUAUUUAUAUCUCGCUGCUCAACCUGAACUUGGCCAGAGUCAGCAGACUGCCAAGGAAAAGUUGAUAGCAUGGCUGGAGAGCUUGAAAGAGAUACAUGGCCAAGCGAGGCAGUUUAUAGAUAGCCUCAAGCUCUGGGAUACGGUUGAUGAUAUGAGAGUGGGACGAAAGCCUCCAUCUUUAAUAGCCCAAGUAUUUGUACACGCUUGGAUGUAA